AUGAAUCGAUAAUAAGAACAAAUUAAUUCAUAGGAAAUGGAAAAAGAAGUUCAGAUAUUUAUUAAUUCUCUAGUUUUCAAGUGAAGUUGUCAGAAUUAGCAUUUUUAAUUGUGUGUGCUAAUUUUACAUGUUAAUCUUUAGUUGUAAAUUAAUCUGGCUAUUUGAUUCAAAAUACAUUAUCAUAUUUGCUUGGUUUAUGGAUUUAAUAACAUUUGUUAUAGUAAUGUUAGAUAAGAACAUUGGUAAACUCUUGUCUGUGGUUCAUUUUUUAGAAAAGGUGUUGAGUAUAUCAUUUAAGGUAAAUUAUUUAUUUAAAUUAAUAAGAUUACUAUAGUAAUUCAUUUUGAAGUUAAAGAAAUUAAACUUUACUAUGUACCAGCAGCAUAAUUAAUCAUUACUGUUGGAUUAUUUCUUUUUUAAGUACUUCAUCAUGAUUAAUCAAAAAGAAAGCAUAUUAUAGUAAUAUUAUUAUUUAUAUAGUAGAUUGCUCAUUCAUAUUCUGUUCUCUAUGUUAUCUAACUUUUACUCUUAACUUUGAAAUGGAACAAUCUAUUUGGUUAUACUUACUAUUAAACAUUUAUAAUAACUUGGACAGCACUCGGAAUCAAUACAUUCUUAAUUAUUUUGCUUUUGAUAACAAUGGUUGAGAAUUGUUUUCUCAAACAUAUACCAUAAAUAAAUGGUAAAAAAUUAUAUUAUUAAGGAACAUUAAUAUUUUGGUUUAUAUUUUAUAUAUUUGGAUUAACUAUUACCCCAUUCUUUCUAUUAAAAACUGUUUGUGAAUUUUAUGAAAGUGACAAUACAUAUAGUAAUGUUAAGUUGGCAUCAAUUGCUGUGCUUGUCUGUAUUUUGAUUUAUCUCUUUUUAUUCGUUUUUUUCACUUUUAAAAUAAAGAAAUAAUUGAUGUAUUUUAUCCUUAUUACCAUAGUAUUGUUUUGCAAUUAGAUAAUAGGUAAGCUACUACACCAAAAAGAUAAUCAUAAGAAACUCCAUAAAAAAAAUGGAGAAGAUUAAAGAUUCCUAUAAUGUUCAUUAGAAUUUCAGCAUCAUAUUAUAAAAUGCUUGCUCGAUAAUCAACUGCAGACACUAGUACUCGUAAUACAAGUUCUAUACCUAUAUGCAGUGAUGUAUUAAGACCUGAUUCUUUGAAUUUUCGUUAAUCACCAUGUUAAACUAUGAUGAAAUAAAUGAAAUCUAUACCAAAAGAUCAAGAUUCAGGAGAUUUUUGCUUGAUUUGUUUUGAAAAUGAACCUAAUGUAGUAUUACAUCCAUGUAAUCAUGGUGGUAUUUGUAAUAAUUGUUCUGAAAAUUUAAUAAAAUCUACAAAACAAUGUUUUUUAUGUAGAUCUGAAAUUAGAUAUGCAUUAAAACUAAAUUAAAAAGAAGGUGAAAUGUUGGAAGCUACUGAUGUAUAAAAAGUUUGA
Paramecium sonneborni is the source of this 1424-nucleotide messenger RNA. Lineage: Eukaryota; Ciliophora; Oligohymenophorea; Peniculida; Parameciidae. The record is from the annotation of a GenBank genome assembly.